This is a messenger RNA of Plasmopara halstedii, 1176 nucleotides long. Its product is annotated as Ubiquitin-like protein. Gene Ontology annotation, cellular component: cytosol. Gene Ontology annotation, molecular function: polyubiquitin modification-dependent protein binding. Lineage: Eukaryota; Oomycota; Peronosporomycetes; Peronosporales; Peronosporaceae. Gene Ontology annotation, biological process: ubiquitin-dependent protein catabolic process. The record is from RefSeq and is a predicted model, not a curated record. Bases 1 to 1176 code for a protein of 391 amino acids. The transcript is spliced from 2 exons.
AUGGCGGACGAAUUGAUUAUUAAGGUAGUAAGUGGUACGUCUGAGAAUCUGCAGGUGCAUGUGGACUUGGCAUCAGCCUCUGUACUGGCGCUCAAACAUACAAUAGAAAAGCAAAAUAUACAGCGAUUCCCCGUCUCGGCACAACGUCUGAUCUUUCAGGGUCAGAUUCUAGAGGACAACAAGUUGCUGACCGACUACCACGUGGCUGCGGGCUGCGCUCUGCAUUUGACUCUCUCGCCCAGUGUAGCGGCGGCUGUAGAAGCCAAUGCAGCUUCAGAAUCAUCUCCCUCUGCCCAGCUACAAACAUUCUUGCAGCUGAUGCGUUCCACGGAGCCACAAGAUCUGUAUGCGAUUGCAGUGCGCACGCUACAGAAAAUCUGCGCCAAUAUUGUGAACAACCCUAACGAGGAAAAGUACCGAAGCCUUCGAGUGGACAAUGUUACACUUAAGAGUAAGUUGUUUGAUAGGACGAGAGGACUGGAAAGUGUCAAGCUGCUUGGGUUCCAAGACAGCGUUCAAGCGGGGCACUUAGUCCUAGUGCCGACGCCGGAGAAGUGGGAAAAUUUAGUGGCGUGCAAGGCUGUGGUUGAUUCUGCAGCCGCAACAUUAGGAGGUGCAACAGCGACUCGACCUUUUGGAGCUUCGCCUUCUAUCGGAGGUAUGGGGGGAAUGAAUGGAGGCUUUGCAUCGCAGGCGCAAAGCUUGCUGCAGAACCCAGCAAUGCUACAGUCCUUGAUGAGUAAUCCCAUGGUGCAGCAACUGGCCCAGCAAAAUCCCAUGUUAACCCAGGUUCUGCAAAAUCCAGCAUUACUUUCACAAUCCUUGCAGACGAUGCAGCAAAAUCCAGCGAUGAUGCAACAGAUGAAUCAAAUGAUGAGUGAUCCAAAUGGAAUAGCGCGCAUGCAGCAAAUGAUGACAGGAGGUGGAAUGGGUAGUUUCGGUUCUUUUGGUGGUCUAUCCGGUGCAGGAUCGACUUCGUCUGGUGUCAAUCCAUUUGCUUCUAAUCCAUUUGCCAGUAGCUCUUCCACACCUGUAGCGACCGCUUCAAACGCAACUUCAUCAGGAGUGUCAACUGUAUCGCCAUCUGCUGCUGCAAUGUCUGAUGAAAAUGAUGACGAAGCAUAUAAAGAGGACGAUAUCGCUCUUGCUAUCGCGCGAUCGUUGCAGGAUCAGUAA